UCAAUAAAAAAAACACACACACAAAAAUUUCCCAUUAAUACAUCACUUUCCCAUUUCCCAUCGCUUUUUCCGGGUUUCUUCACUGCAACUUCGAUUCUCUCUCUAAUCGCUGAUUUGAAAAAUGGAUGGAUCAGCUGGCCCUGGUGGUGGAAAUGUGAACGCGUUUCUACGGAAUUACAAAAUGGGGAAAACUCUUGGUAUUGGGUCAUUUGGCAAAGUGAAAAUUGCUGAGCAUGUAUUGACGGGUCAUAAAGUUGCCAUUAAGAUUCUCAAUCGCCGAAAAAUAAAGAACAUGGACAUGGAAGAAAAAGUUAGAAGGGAAAUAAAAAUUUUAAGAUUGUUCAUGCAUCACCACAUUAUACGCCUUUACGAGGUUGUAGAAACCCCAACUGAUAUUUAUGUGGUGAUGGAGUAUGUGAAAUCUGGAGAACUUUUUGAUUACAUAGUAGAAAAGGGUAGGCUUCAAGAAGAUGAAGCUCGCAGUUUCUUCCAGCAGAUUAUCUCUGGCGUGGAGUACUGUCACAGGAAUAUGGUAGUUCAUAGAGACCUGAAACCCGAAAAUUUACUUUUGGACUCAAAAUGGAGUGUCAAGAUUGCUGAUUUUGGCCUGAGCAACAUCAUGCGUGAUGGUCACUUUCUUAAGACAAGUUGCGGAAGCCCCAACUAUGCAGCUCCAGAGGUUAUCUCUGGGAAAUUAUAUGCUGGACCUGAAGUAGAUGUUUGGAGCUGUGGUGUAAUUUUAUAUGCACUUCUCUGUGGCACUCUUCCUUUUGAUGAUGAAAAUAUCCCCAACCUCUUCAAAAAAAUAAAGGGUGGGAUAUAUACCCUUCCAAGCCAUCUAUCUCCUGGUGCCAGAGAUUUGAUACCAAGGCUGCUUGUGGUGGAUCCCAUGAAAAGGAUGACCAUACCAGAGAUACGCCAACACCCAUGGUUCCUACUUCAUCUGCCUCGAUAUUUGGCGGUGCCACCACCAGAUACACUUCAACAGGCCAAAAAGAUUGAUGAGGAGAUUCUUCAGGAGGUGGUUAAUAGGGGAUUUGAAAGGGAACCAUUGGUUGAGUCCCUUAAGAAUAGGAUACAAAACGAGGGUACUGUAACUUACUAUUUGUUGUUGGACAAUCGUUAUCGUGUUUCCACCGGCUAUCUUGGAGCUGAGUUUCAAGAGACAAUGGAUUCUGGUUUGAGCCGUAUCCACUCCGGUGAAGUUGCUCCUCCAAUCGGUGGACAACGCUUUCCAGGACAUAUGGAUUAUCAAGGAGUAGGAAUGAGGCAACAGUUCCCUGCUGAGAGAAAAUGGGCCCUUGGGCUUCAGUCUCGAGCCCAACCUCGUGAAAUAAUGACCGAAGUCCUUAAAGCUCUGCAAGAAUUGAGUGUCUGUUGGAAAAAAAUUGGACCCUAUAACAUGAAGUGCAGAUGGGCUGUUAUCAUCCCUGGUCAUCAUGGAGGAAUGGAUAACAAUUCUGUGCAUAGUAAUAAUUUCCUUGGAAAUGACAGCAUUAUUGAGAAUGACGUUGUUCCUAAGUCAACUGUAGUCAAGUUUGAGUUGCAGCUGUACAAAACUCAGGAGAAAUAUCUGCUUGAUCUUCAAAGGCUUGAGGGUCCCCAGUUUCUUUUCUUGGAUCUUUGUGCCGCCUUCCUUGCACAGCUUCGCGUUCUCUAAUGCAAAGAUAGUACACUCACAUGGGGGGACUUCAGAAUAAGCUUAUGGUGUACAUAUAAAUCCCCUAUCAGAAUGGGUGGACCUUAUGCUUGUAUUUUUUAGUGUAUACAUACCCCCAGUUUUUAAUUAUUUAGGUGAUCAUAUAUUUACGAGGCGAGCGUAAAUAUGGUAUUCUCUUCCCUUUUCGCAGUGAAUUGAGUUUUUUUCAAUCCUGUGAAACUCUGGGAAUUUUAUGGAAGAAACAUCCCCCAACAGAUACAGUUAUUUAUGGUAUUGAAUCUAAUGUUUCAACUGAUUAUUUUAAGGCUUAAA
Medicago truncatula (barrel medic) is the source of this 1972-nucleotide messenger RNA. RefSeq names its product SNF1-related protein kinase catalytic subunit alpha KIN10. Gene Ontology annotation, cellular component: cytoplasm. Gene Ontology annotation, molecular function: protein serine/threonine kinase activity; ATP binding. Lineage: Eukaryota; Viridiplantae; Streptophyta; Magnoliopsida; Fabales; Fabaceae. The coding region runs from base 122 to 1660 and encodes 512 amino acids. Gene Ontology annotation, biological process: intracellular signal transduction; protein phosphorylation. The transcript has 11 exons. The record is from RefSeq and is a predicted model, not a curated record.